Molecule: messenger RNA, 3983 nt
Organism: Amoebophrya sp. A25
Lineage: Eukaryota; Dinophyceae; Syndiniales; Amoebophryaceae
Source: the annotation of a GenBank genome assembly
AUGUGUGUUGAAGACAUCAUUACUAGCGUGAUGAUUACGAAGUUUCUCCUUGCGGACAAUUCACAAUUGCAAUGGAUCAAUUUGGAGCAAUGCAAGUGGUUUAACGCAGAUGACCCAAAUACUUUUGAAAAGACAGAUGGAAAGUGUCUGCAUUUUCUGGUGAAGAUGCAGAAACAAUAUCCCUCCCCCAUCGGACCCCACCUUAGAGUGCUCUCCUGAUUCAAAACCAAACAAGGUACUAUUCCGUACAAAUACUAGGGAAAAGACAAGCCUUGUUGAGUGGUUCAAGGCUUGUUCAUUGUAAUUCUCGUUCUCCUCUCUCUCCCUCAAGAUGUACAUAAACGGAGCCGUAUUCGUUUGCGCCAUUUUAUUCAUUAUUCACUAUUUUGUAGCGAUAAAAAUACUCAUAUUGCGUGAGCAGAACUUGUUGUUGCGAUUCGUGUUUAACGCCAACUACAAGGGUACAAAGUAAAAGUAGACUGACAAUUUUCUUUUUUUUGUCAUCUUGGAAAAAAAAUGCCGGGAGAUCCCCUUGGAAAUCAGGCGUCCGCGUCGUCGUUGCGCUGACGUCUUCCGCCCAUUAUAGCUUACGGGCGUCGGCGUCCCGAGAGAGUCGGCGACUCCUCUAACCUAACCCGACACCAUUCGACCCCCUCGGGCCGUCCGUUCUUCUUUCAGCGCGUUCAUGCAGUGGCGUGCUGGCUUACUGCAUCACCGUGGUGCCCCCUUAGACUCAGAGGCCUCAGCCACCCGGCUAAUCUUUAGACGAGCUGAGGCCGCCCGCAGUUUCCCGCUUGUAGGUCUCGCGCUUUGUUUCACUUCGGUCGCCCGCUGCAUUUUUAGACUUUAUUUUCCAAGGGCUUCGGGAGUAGCCUCGCCCAUCAGAGUGGGCACAAAAUGGCGCGCGCUCCUUAUAUAUUGCAUUCUGUUGGGCCGGAUAACUUUCCCAAAGCGCUGCGCGCGCGGGGCGGCAAUUGGUCGCGCCGUUUCUCAAUUCUGAGCCGCGUUCUUCUCUGGUUGCCCCUUCUUCGUCUUGGGUGCAUCCCAGAAAACAUCCCCAGGCCCAGCCAUUACUCGGGCCAGCCCUCUACUCUAGACGGGUCGAAGCUUGGGCCUAGAACUAGCUCGGGAAGCUGCUUCACCUUUUGCAAAGUAGGGGCAGCCAGUGGCUGCCUGUCUUGGAGGAGUCUGGAAGCAGCUAGCGCCAUUUGUCGGGGGGAAUAGAAGUGGGGAGACAGGCUUGGACGUGGUCUGACGCUUGUGACAUUGUCAGCCUGUACACAGAGACACGACGGCAAAAGCGAUGGCCACCCCUGCGGCCUUUGUUUGUUUCUGAGGCAGCAAGGCUAGGGCCUGCCUGUUGGGUCGGGCGUGUUUCUUUUCUGCUUCAGCACGCUGGUGAGGAUCAUGAAGGACCCAGCUGGAGUGGGUUGCCCGGUUAGGCUGCGCCGCGCGUGGGUCGCUAUGAAAAGGCUUGCGCCUUCUUUCGGGCUCUUUCAUUCGGGCUCUAUCCCCGCUCUCCUUGGUAUGCUUUCAUAGUGUGCGCCACUGCUUUCUUUGGACGUGUAGUCUGCUCCUGCUGGUCUUAUUGGUUCCGAAUACAUAGAAGCCAGGAUCCUUCUGUGUACUGGCAUGGCUUGUUCAAGUAUAUCGGCGCUAGCCCUACUUGAAGGAGCAUGCAGCAAGAGCAACUUCCCCCCAGGGAAACCAGGCACCUAGCUGCCGCGACGGUCGGCCCGGUUGUCUCUUCGGUAUGUACCGCGGUGCCCCAGCUACUUCGCGGCAUGCUCUUGGCGUCGCUGUGUCUUAGCGCUUCUUAUGUGAACGGGCUCCCCGUCGAUGGCUGUAGACUGACUCGGGCUGAGAUUGUUGACACUUGGCGACUGGCUUUCUCAGGUGUUCCGCGAAGGCACUCCGCACGCAGGACCCGAGGAGGCUACUCGGACACGCUGCGGAAAGGUUCUGCCGUGCGCUUGUAUCCGCCACCUUGAGAAGCCUCCGCCGGCAGUCUCCAGCUACUGACAUAAGCAGUCUGAUCUCGCGGGGCUGUUACUUUCUUAGAAACUCAGAGCGAGAGGACCACGGCCUGGCACCUUUGAGGCCCAGGCGCUCGCCUCGGCGGUGACUUGAGGCAUCGGCGAGCCGGCAAAGCUAGCACUUCGCCCAGCUUGUUCCGCCGCUGAUGCCCAAUAGCACUGAGCCGCGGCCGCUCUCUUGUCGGCGCUUCCAGGUGUAUCAGAUCUGGCGGGGGCGCUCGCUUCUUUCGCGUGUCUCUGAUGGUUUCACUUGGAUGAGCAGCCACGGGCCCGCUGGCUCUUUCCAUGUCUUCGGACGAGCAGCCAUGUCCGCGCUGAGCUCGUGGGGGCUGCGAGUCUGGAAGCUGUUGCAGCGUACGUAGUCCCUUUCCUCGCAACUGCUUCGCCAAGAUGUUGAAUUCGAUACCUCUCGGGGAGGGGCUCACAGCUUUGCUUAGUCGGUUGGUGCUAUCAGUCUAACGCCUUCCAUUUGGAGGCGCUGCAAUAUAUAUCGGGAGUCCUCUAGAGUGCGGCGCCCAUGAGAUUGAUGCUGACUCGCUGGAACUUGGCUGGUUGCAGGGGUGAGGCGAUAACGGUGCUGGUCUUGGUGCUCGGUUUUUCGUGCUUGGGGUUGCUAGCAAUUCUCAUCUUGCACCUUUGUCGGCAGGUUCUAGCCGAUCUCUUUCAUGUGUUUGCGCUCGCAUCUGACUCUGAGGAAGCGCGCAGGCUUCUGUCUCGAAUGGGGCCGCGGUUUCGAUUGUCUUGAACGCUGUGAGACCGUGGCGAGGUGGGGCUGAGACGCCAGCAGCAGAUCGACCUGAGGUUCAGCCUUCCUGGGCUGGAGUUUAGCGGGGCCGGGAUCUUCAUGGACUACCUAGCCUCGCGGGCUAGUAAGUUAACCUUUUAACAUACCUCGCCAACCUGCCUGAAAACAAAAGCGCAGCUUUUGAGAGUGAGCACGGAGGCCACCCGCCUAGAAGCAUCCGCACUGUGGCGGGCUUCGUUUUUAUUGUGGCGUGAGGUUUUUACUGUGGCGCGAACUCUUUUUACUGUGCUGGCGAGAAUUUUUUCUACAUACUGUGGCGAGAGUUUUUUUAUUGUGAUGGAGAUCGUUUUUAUUGUGAUGCGCUCCGUUCUUACUGUGACGAGCCUCGUUUUUACUGUGACGAGUCUCGUCUUUACUCUGUUAAGGUCUAAAAGCAUUGCCAUCUUUCGAAGAGGGACUGCUGGCAACGUCGUUUGUAUCGGACGGGAGGACCUUUGAUUGACAUUGAUGACACCUAAGUUAUCUAGGCUAGAUAAAAUGCUGCAGACUUUAUAUCUAGGCUAGAUAAAAUUGCAUAUCAUGCAGUAGACACGACUUUAUGUCACCGUCACGGAGGUACAAACUUUCAAACUACAACUACAUGUAGAAGUUAUUGUUAUAGAUCUUGCAUCUUUAUCUUUUCCACCUCUGCUAUCUUUUUCUUCAACGGAUGCUACACCUCUCUGAGUUCUCAGUUCUGCUGUCUUUCUUAGAUCCUCUUAUCUCCUUGUUUUUUGAAUACCACGAGGACGCAAGUUAUGCUUAUGUUAUUGUUAUUGAGGCCGCAAGCAAUAUAAUUAGUCAUCCAUGAAAAAUUUCUUAUUCUUAUAAAAAUAAAUAUCGAACAGCAGUAACUAUAUUUAUAGGCAUCUGCAUCUUGAUUAGUCAAAACUACUACUCUGCGAAAGGGGGACGAGUGUAGAGUUUUUUAUUGAGAAAUUAGAGAUGCGUCUACGUCUACCAAAAGUGAAGGAAAUCACAGAGACAUCACGAUCAGAAAGGGGUAAAAAAGCGAGAGAUGUCAGGAGAUUGAUUCUAUGACGACUGAGAGCGGAAAAAAAGUCCUUUGUAUCCUAUGCGAACGAGGCAGAGUCUUCCAGCGAGUAGACGAGAUCUGUCCGCCUUUAAAGCUGUUUGCUGGGACACAAUGGACUGAAGCGGAG